Molecule: messenger RNA, 1612 nt
Organism: Pelagomonas calceolata
Lineage: Eukaryota; Pelagophyceae; Pelagomonadales; Pelagomonadaceae
Source: the annotation of a GenBank genome assembly
CCGCGGAGCCGCAUGCGCCAGAUAUUUCCGGCCCAAGCGGACAUGGAGCAGCAUACCACGAAAAAAGUCUCGGGCGAGAAGCGCGGCCGCCCCUCUCUAUCAGCGGAAGAAACCGCCGAGCAAAACCGCCUGCGGCUCUCGGCCUCGUUCAGAACCACCAUGCACCACAAGGCCGGCUCGACUCUGAAGAAAUACUCUGUCUUGAGGGAGUUUGCGCUCGGCGACGAGUUAGGAAGAGGCGGCAACGCGCAGCGCCGAAUCAUGACCUCACCGCGAGCACCCGACUCACCGAUGGAUUUGCGCGCAGGCUACGCGACCGUGUUCCUCGCGACGCCGACGGCCCCGGGCGCCGCGCCGCGCGCCGUCAAAGAACUGAACCUGAAGCGCGUGAAUGACAUCGCCGCGCUCGAGGACGAGAUAAAGACGUUGCGGCGCCUCGACCACCCGAACGUCGUGCGCCUCUACGACUGCUACCUGACGACCGACGACUUCUUCAUGGUGCUGGAUCUGUGCCGCGCGGUGUGGCAAUCAACUUUCGGGCGCCCCACGCCAUCGACGCGACGUGCUUCCGUAGCUGCGUCUGCUCGAUGGCGUCGAGUUCCACGCCAUCGACGCGACGUUGUCCCCGUGACCGCGUCAGAACCUAACUCACUGGCUGAUUCCACACAGGUGCCGCGGCGGCGAACUCUUUGAUCGCAUAUUGGCACGGGAGCACUACAGCGAACGACAAGCGAGAAUCGCCUUCGCGCAGCUCUGCGAGGCCGUCGGCCACUGUCAUAGGCAUGAAGUCGUCCACCGCGACGUCAAACCCGAGAACGCGCUCUACGCCGACGUCGCCGGCGCGCCGCAAGGCGAACUCUUGAAGCUCGUAGACUUCGGCCUCGCGACGUGCUGUACGCCUGGAAGAAAGCUCUAUCAUGUGUGCGGCUCGCCGGGCUACGUGUCGGCGGACGUGCUGUCGAGGAACGGUUACGGCUACGGCGCGGACCUGUGGUCGCUGGGAGUGGUGUUGUACGUCAUGCUUUGUGGAUAUGCGCCCUUCUACGACGAACGAGGCUCGAGGCGGGCGGUGAACAAUAAGAUAUUGGCGGGCGCGUUCGAAUUCCAGAGCCCCUGGUGGGACGACAUCUCGGACGAGGCCAAACUACUCAUCAGAAAACUGCUCGUGCUGGACCCGCAGCUGCGCCCGUCCGCCGAGAAGGUCUUCGAGGACCCGUGGCUCCGCGACCCGACGUGCGACGUGCACAUCCCGUCGUUCUCGGCGAACUGGCGCAAGUACCGCCUCAAGCGCAAGUUCAAGGCGGCGGUCCUCGCGCUCGUCGCUAGAGAUAGGAUGCUCAACAUCACGUUCACGCCUGGUUCGGUCGCGUCGCUCCAGUCGCGGCGGAGCAGCCUCGACUCGCUGCCGUCGGACCCGACGCCGCUCAAUCGCAUCCGAACCUCGAGCCUCAGCGGCGGGGGCAUGACGAACCUCGGCGCGGUACAAGGGGACGGAAUCGCCGGGAUUGAUUCAUUGGACAUGGCGGUCAUGGGCCGGGGGCUCUCGCACGCGUUGGGCGACCAGCCCAUGUCGAUGAGCAUCGACGACAUCGGGUUCUCGGAGCGCGGGUGA